AUGACAAUCAUAAAAUUUGUUUUGUUCUCCGUUGUCUUGAAAAUUGUUGAAUGUGGAAGUUUUAUCGAAGCGAGUGGAAAAAAUUGUCGAGAUCACAAUAUUUUCUUCUAUUGGCGUGAAAUUGAACAAAAUGUUUGCGGCUCGAAUUUCCAGGUGCGUCUAAAAUACCGUACUCACUUCGAAUCGAAGUCUUCGAUGAAAUAUUUUUGAUUUCCAGAGUUGGUUUCUGGCGCUGAUCAUCAUGUUUAUGUCAUAUAUUUGUGUUCUGUUCACAUUUACAUUGCGAAAUUUCAUCGAAGGAAUCGACAGAAGAAAAACAUGCAAAACUUGUUCUUAA
Messenger RNA from Caenorhabditis angaria, 337 nucleotides. The record is from the annotation of a GenBank genome assembly. NCBI's taxonomy places the organism in Eukaryota, Metazoa, Nematoda, Chromadorea, Rhabditida, Rhabditidae.